AUAAAGCUUGGUUGGGGCUUCUCCUCGCCGGAGAUCCGAGCGCGAGAGGCCCCAAAACCCUAAUCGUGAGUGUCCGAUCAAUUUCACACGCCAUCGCUCGCCCCUCUGGGGUUCUAGGGCUCCACUUAGAGCCAUCGUCAUGGCCGUUCCUCUGGAGCGAGCCAUCGUGGAGGUCGGCAAGCGCCUCUCGCAGCCUCGCCUCAACAAGGACGCUCUCGUAAAGCUCCUUAAGCAAGCUGAAAGUGCAUUAUCAGAGUUAAGCCAGUCUUCUUCUCUACAGACUGCUUUGGAGCCCAUAAUUAAUUCUGUAGUUCAAAACAACUUGCUUCAACAUAAAGAUAAAGAUGUCAGACUACUGGUUGCAGCUUGUCUCACCGAAAUUAUCCGGGUCCUUGCACCUGAUCCACCUUUCAGUGAUGAAAUAUUUAAGGAUAUUUUCAGACUUAUUAUUAAUACAUUUGUGGAUCUAGCUGAUACCUCCAGUCCAUAUUUUACAAGGAGGCUGAAGAUAUUGGAGACUGUUGCUGCCCUCAAAUGCUGUGUUAUAAUGCUGGAGAUUGGCUGCGAUGAUUUAGUCCUGGAUUUGUUCAAAGUUUUUUUCUCUGUUGUGAAAGAAGGUUACCAUCAAAGCUUAUUUCAGGCUAUGCUGUCUACUAUGACAGUUAUUCUAGAGGAGAAAGUUUCUCAACCUCUUCUUGAUGUGAUCCUGCAAAACUUGUUAAAGGAAGAAAAGGGAACGUCCUUCAGGCUUGCUGUUUCUGUCAUUCAGAAUUGUGCAGGGAAGUUGGAGCCCUUGAUUCGGUGUUUUUUAACAUCAUCUAUUUUGAACAGGGAUGCUUCGACAUAUGAGCUUAAUAAAUACUACCAUGAAAUUAUAUUGGAAAUAUUCCAGUGUUCUCCCCAGAUUCUUAUUGCUGUCAUCCCGAACUUGUCUCAGGAACUAAUAACUGAUCAGGUGGAUGUCCGCCUGGAGGCUGUUCAUUUGAUUGGGAAACUUCUUGUCCUCUCGAAUCUUCAUUUUGGUCGGGAAUACCGGUCAGUUUUUGUAGAAUUCUUGAAAAGAUUUUCUGACAAAUCUGCGGAAAUUAGAAUUGCAGCUAUAGAGUGUGCUAAAGCAUGCUAUAUGGCUGAUACAUCUGGAAGUGAAGCACAUGAUAUUCUAACCGCACUUGAGGGAAGGCUAUUAGAUUUUGAUGAUAAAGUGAGAACACAAGCUGUUAUUGCAGUCUGUGAUCUGGCUAAAUCUAACCUAACUUGUUUUCCAUCCGAACUAGUAUUGAAAGCUCUAGAACGACUUCGUGACAAGAAGGUUUCUGUUAGAAAGAAUGUGAUGCAAAAGCUAUUGGAGUUGUAUCGGGCUUACUGUACUAAGUGCACCAAGGGGCAUCUCAUGCUUAAUGAUAAUUAUGAACAAAUUCCAUGUAAAAUAUUACUUCUCUGCUUCGACAGAGAUUGUAAGGAGUUCAGGCCGCAAAACAUCGAGGUCAUAUUUUCAGAGGAUUUAUUCCCAUUAUCACUUCCUAUAAAGGAGAGGACAGAACAUUGGAUUGCAUUUUCCUCACUCUUCAAGCUGCCUCAUAUCAAGGCUUUAAACUCCAUUCUAUAUCAAAAACGAAGGUUGCAGAUGGAAUUGCAAGAAUAUUUGUCUCUUCGAGAGAAGGAGAAGGAGAAUGCUUCGGAAGAAAUGCACAAGAGAAUCCAAGAAUCUUUUAUGAAGAUGUCCAGCUCAUUCAUAGACUCUUCUAAAGCUGAGGAGUGUUUUCAAAAAUUGCACCAAAUGAAAGAUAAAAAUAUUUUUAAAGCAUUGGUUGAAUUGGUUGAUGAACAAACUACUUUUGCAACUGUUCAAUCCAUCAGGGGUUCAUUUCUUAAGAGGAUUGGGGAGAAAAAUUCAAGUUAUGAUUUUUUUAAGACACUCUCCUCAAAAUGUUCAUAUUCAAUAUUCAACACGGAGCACAUUCGUUAUAUUUUGGAGUAUGUUUUAUCCAGGAAAAAUGGUGGCAAUAAAUAUAUGCAGCAUUCCAUUGAUCUUCUACUUAUUAUUAUAACAAUAUUCCCAUCACUGCUAAGGGGGUCAGAAGAAUACUUGCUGAAGUUGUUCUCGGAGGAGGUCACCUUGUCAAGCGAAAAAAUUCUUCAGAUUUUAGCCAGGGCAGGUCGUUAUGUUCUCCUAAAGCUCAGUGAUAUAUACCCAUUCUUAGAGAAAAGAUGUCUUGAAGGAACUCGUGUUGAAUCCAAAUAUGCUGUUUCUGCAAUUGCUUCACUAUUCCAUGCUUCUGCUGAUUCUAUCUUUUCCACUUUAUGUGAGAAAGUCAUGAAAUCUCUGCAUGAUGGUUACAAUAUCUCGAGUUUCUCGACUCUGUUGCAGUCUUUGGGCUGUAUUUCACAAUAUUCUUCAUCAACUUAUGAGCUAUAUGAAGAACAAAUUAUGCAUUUCGUUGUUCAUGACAUUCUUUGCUCCUCGAAAAUAUCCAACAACAGUGAUUCUGUGGGCAGCUCAUUGUGCAAGUUGAAGAUUUAUGGACUGAAGGCAUUGGUCAGGAGUUUAUUGCCACAUCAAGUAACACAUGUGAGACAUCAGAUAAAGGGAUUCUUAAAUAUCUUAUCAGACAUAAUUCUUGGAAAUGGCAUCAUGAGUGGUAUCAUCUUAAGUGAAAAUGACAAGGCUCAACUGAGAUUGGCUGCUGCAAAAUCUGUUCUUCGGCUUGCAACAAGAUGGGAUUUGCACAUUUCACCAAACAAUUUUCAUGUAGCAAUUUUGAGGGCUAAGGAUCCUUCACCUGCAGUUCGCAAGUCAUUCCUGUUCAAAAUACAUAAUCUUUUAAAGGAACAUGCAAUCCCAAAUAGAUAUGCUUGUGCUUUUGCGUUGGCUUCAAUGGACUAUGUUGGAGAUAUCCGAACUGAUUCUCUGAAACACCUCACUGAAUUUCUAAAGAACAAUGGUGGAAAACUUUGGAAGCAUCAGAAAAUCUUAGGAAAGGAUACAGCUGGAGGAACAAUGACAAGCUAUCCAGAAUAUAUUGUGGUUUUCUUAAUCCACAUUCUUGCUCAUGAUCAUGGCUUUCCUUCAGAAAAUUGUCAUGAUGAAGAUGCUUAUGCUGAGUUUUGCAGUCCUUUGAUUGUUAUUUUGCAAGUGUUGGUUAAUUUAGACUUUGCCAAUGGCAAUAAGAAUGAUGCCUGUGAAAUCAUAUCAAAUUUGCUGGGCAUUUUUCGUGCCAUUCAGAAUGCUGAGGAUGCUGUUGAUGCUCAAACUACUUCAAAAUUGCAUGUCAUUUCUAAAAUUGGUCUGGUCACAGUAAAAGUACUAAGUCAACGCUGCAAGGUUUCAUUAGGUACAGCAUGUCAAGUUUUGCUUCCAUCAUCAUAUUACAGAAAAAGUUGUAGAGAGGUUUCUUCUCCUAUCGACGAAUUUAUUGAUGAAGGUUUUGUGAGGAGGAUCCUUGAUAAUGUUGAGUCUUAUAUUGCUCAGCAUCCUAGUUCUGAUUUUAAGCAAUGUAGAUCUCAGGAAGAUGCUCGGCAUUUGGGUGUUGAGAAGAGCAUCUCAAAUGAUAUACCUCGGGAAAAGAAAUUUGAUUCUUUACCAAGUAAAUUAAAUGUGGAGACGGAAAAAGUUUCUGCUACUGGAAAAGGACUUAAGAAUUUAGUCCCACCAAAAGUUUGCUCUAAAGCAAAACACAUGAGUUUGCUCUCUGCUACUUCUUUAAUGUCAACAGAGUUGCUCCAUGAGAAUUCUGCUAUUUAUGAGAACACAAAUUUAUCUCCUGAAUUUGCUAAUCCUGCCAUGGGAAAUGAGCAAUUGUCUUCAUGUGAUUCUGCUAGCACAAGACCAUCAUUUCCAGAUUCACAGAUUCUGUCCGGUGAGGCUGAACUUAGAGAUUGCAACUCUCUGGUGACAAAGCAGAGGGAUAAUACCAAUACAAAAAUUUCCACGGAGCCAAAUAAAGCUUCAAAAACAAAUCUAAAAUGCUGUAUGGAUUCAAUGGAAAUUGGCGGUUCAGGGGAAAUGCUUGUCGGACACCGGAUCAGAGUUUGGUCUCCAAUUGAUAUGUGUUAUAAUUCUGGAAUGGUUGAUUCAUAUGAUUCUCAAAACGGUAACUACAAGAUCACCUAUGAUAACGGGGAUGUGGAACUAGCGCACUUGGAAGAUGAGAGGUGGGAAGCCAUUGAUGAUGCAACUUUGAUAGAGAAGGAUAUGUGCAACUUUCAGCCUAGAAAUUGGUCAGGUUUGUCUGGCAGUAGCCUUGAGGAUGUGACUCGUUUUAUUCAAGAUGAUACUAAUGAAGAAAGAUCAACUACUCUGGAUGAAAGAACGGGAAAUUCAAACAAAACAGCCUCCUCUUCUACCGGGGUUGUCAAAGGAAAGAGCAAGAGACCAGUGCCAGCAGUUGCCGUAAAGAAAAGUGCUGUAUCAGAUGUAGUGGAUGAAAGCAUAUGCAUUGCCCGGAGGACUCGAGCACGAAGAGCAGUCAUGCAAUAGUUGUUUUUAUUGUAAGCGGUGAUAAAAUAUUCACCAUUCCAAUGUAUGUAAUUCACUAUUUGGACUGGUAUAUAGCUGCAUGUAUAGCAAUAACAUAACUUCUGAUAAUCUGAAAGCAUUCGCCAGUGUUCUUCCCUGGGCAUCUGUUUAUUGUAGAUAUUGAUAAAAUUUAUCAGUUGCCAGGGAAAGCAUGUACAACAUGAUCAAAGUUUUUUCUGGGAUACCUGAUAGCAUUUUUUUUCAUCCUUCUUCAUUUUGAUAUAUAGAAUUGCAAGAGAAAUUGCUGUUGGGGUA
Molecule: messenger RNA, 4771 nt
Organism: Elaeis guineensis (African oil palm)
Lineage: Eukaryota; Viridiplantae; Streptophyta; Magnoliopsida; Arecales; Arecaceae
Product: sister chromatid cohesion protein PDS5 homolog B
Biological process (GO): mitotic sister chromatid cohesion; DNA repair
Cellular component (GO): chromatin; nucleus
Source: RefSeq, a predicted model, not a curated record